AUGCCAAACCUCAUAUAUCCUCAGGUUGAUAACUCAACUCAAGAUAGCAUGGCUUUCGCUAAUUUGACAAAGUUAGACAUUUGUCGUUUUCAAAUGCCACAUCAUGCUCAUUAUCAACUUGUAGCUGAAAGCACAGUUAAACGGGAAAACAAUUUUCCUUUCAACGCUGCAGCUCGGCCACCAAAAAUUGAACUGGGCAUGAAAAGUGAUGGUUCCAACAUAUUUUCAGGGAAUAACACAACACAGAAGGACGGAAGUAUGAAUGAGAGCUCAGAUUUGCUUGCUUUUCUUCGUUUACAUCAUGCUAAAGAGUUGAAUGAAGGUGUGCAGGUAAAUGAUUCCUCCAGAUCAUUGACAAAAUUGAAUACGCCAUAUUCUGAAGAUAAUGAAAUAGAGCAAAUUGUGGUUUAUCCUAAUGGGUAUGAAGAGAGCUUAGAUCCUCCACCUGAACCUAAGCCUUCUUAUAAGAAAGGAAACAAAGGGGAUGUCAUAUCAGGUCCUUGUUGUGUUUGUGAAGCUGAAAAAGCUGGAUUCCAUUUUGGGGCGAUAGCAUGUGCAGCUUGUUCUGCCUUUUUUCGACGAACCAUUUCCGAAAAAAGGAAAUAUACCUGUAAGAAAGAAGGCCCUGAUCAUAUGAACUGUCCGAUUGAUAAACAUCACCGAUGCUACUGUCGUGCAUGUCGUCUCCAGAAGUGUUUAGAUCAGGGAAUGGAUCCAAUGGCAGUCCAACCCCAUCGUGAUUCCAUUGGAGCAAAACAAAACAGCACCCCAGGAAUUAAGCGAUCACUUGAGUCCCCUACUUCUUUAUCGGAAAGAAGAAGAAAACGAUCUUCUCCUGAAUCCACUCCUAAACUCGUUUCUCUUGAUGAACCCAUUAAUAGAAUACCGCUUACUCCUUCGGAUAAACCGCAGAUAUCUCCACAACUUUCAAUGUUCAAUCAGCAUGUACGGACGGAUGGUCUGAUUAUGCCAAAGUUGGAGAUCGACGGUGAAUUUGAGUUUGGAGUUCGACCAGGGUCAUCGGCAUCUCGUCCUGAGUUAACACUUGAAGAUUCGAUAAGUUCUACCCAGUCACAUACUUCAUCUGAAGGCAACUUUCCACCAUAUGAUCCUCAUCAAAAUAUGAUAGAAUGUAUGGUGAUUGAAUAUAGGAAGUUGCAAGAAAGAAGGAGGUUAAUUUAUUGUCCGAGUACAAUUCGAGAUAUUCUAUCUGGAACGCCUGCGGUUCCGAGGCCAACAAAGUUUUUCGAGAGACAUAGAAUGGAAAAGAAUAGGUUGAGGAUUGAAAUAAGUAUGUAUGUUGAGUUUCUGAACUCUAUCCACCCUUUCCCCAAGCUCUCCUUAGAUGAUAAGAUUGCCUUGCUCAAACAUCUAUCUAUAUCGUUUGCUAUUUUAGAAAAAUUUUAUAACACUAUGAAAGCAGGCGGUCUCCAGUCCAAUAGAAUAAUUCAUGCCGAUGGCUCAUUUUAUGAUCUUGAAGCCCCUGAGUCUGUAGAAAUCACUUUGAAUGGAGAACCGCUUGAUAAAGAAACUUUUUUGAAACUGUUCGUUGUGCCCCUUAAAGAAUCUCUACAUGAACUCUCUGGUGCUAUGUACCAUAACGGAACAACAGAUAUUGAAUUCUGUGCUUUAGUUGCAAUUUUACUAUUCGAUCCUUCUGCUCCUGGGUUGGAUGAAGGGACUCGUAGGAUCGUAAAAGAUGCUAGAGACAGAGUGUAUUCGGAUUGGUUCGCUUUUUAUCGUGCUCAUAACAUCCAAGAUGGAAGUGAACGUAUGGGAAACACAAUGUUAUUGUUGCCUGCUGUUUUGACUAUUGUGGAAAAAACAGCAGAGAAUUUCCAUCUCAUCCGAGUGUUUGAAUUGUUUGAUUAUGAUAAGUUUUUAGAUGAAGUGUUCAAUAGCGGCGUUUGUAGAGAUUGA
Auanema sp. JU1783 is the source of this 1920-nucleotide messenger RNA. The record is from the annotation of a GenBank genome assembly. NCBI's taxonomy places the organism in Eukaryota, Metazoa, Nematoda, Chromadorea, Rhabditida, Rhabditidae.